GGAUGGGGCUCGCUGCUAUUUGCUGCGGGCGUGAGCUUCUACUAUGCCAAGAAAAGCAUCAACGAACGGAGAAGAGAACAGGAUUUGGCCGGAAGUAGGCCGGUUGAGAAACUGGAUUGUGAGUUACAACAAGAUCUUUCACCCUAUCUAACAUCCUCCUAUUCCUCGAAUUUGGCGCCGCAUACAACCCUGGACUGUCUCACGGACUGA
This is a messenger RNA of Punctularia strigosozonata HHB-11173 SS5, 210 nucleotides long. RefSeq lists its product as uncharacterized. The transcript has a single exon. The record is from RefSeq and is a predicted model, not a curated record. NCBI's taxonomy places the organism in Eukaryota, Fungi, Basidiomycota, Agaricomycetes, Corticiales, Punctulariaceae. The annotation marks the transcript as partial.